Marasmius oreades (fairy-ring Marasmius) is the source of this 474-nucleotide messenger RNA. RefSeq lists its product as uncharacterized. The record is from RefSeq and is a predicted model, not a curated record. Lineage: Eukaryota; Fungi; Basidiomycota; Agaricomycetes; Agaricales; Marasmiaceae. Bases 1 to 474 code for a protein of 157 amino acids. The transcript has a single exon.
AUGAAAUCAAUCUCGUCGGAAACUGGUCGAUGUGUCGAGGACUGGAGCAAGUACCGGCUUUACGACUAUGACCACCACGCGUCGGUUCAUGCCCUUGGGCUGAAGCAUAAUCCCACAAGAGGACUGACACAUGUCUUCCUCAAGUCCGUAAAUUAUGUUCCGAACGGUGGAAAGGAUGUGGUCGAUCGAUUCGAAGUCGUCGCAGCGGGGGUCUUCGCCAUCAGCGAUGUGUUGACGGAGAUGGACUCCCUAAUGAACUACAAUCCCGGUGAAGCCAAACAGGUGGUAGACGAGCUCGUUGAGGAGUUUAAUCGAGGAAUGGACCGCGAUGGGACCAGGGUCGCGUUCUUCAGCCUGUUGUUUUCCGACGAUAAGAAUCUCAGUGCUUAUCUGAGUACAGGUAUGCUCUGGAAUGUCGCUGAUGCCGUCGCAGAAUGGUCUAAUUCGUUCUUCCUCUUCUCAUCCUCAGGAUAG